This is a messenger RNA of Chlamydomonas reinhardtii, 3957 nucleotides long. RefSeq lists its product as uncharacterized. The coding region runs from base 157 to 3147 and encodes 996 amino acids. Gene Ontology annotation, molecular function: ATP hydrolysis activity. NCBI's taxonomy places the organism in Eukaryota, Viridiplantae, Chlorophyta, Chlorophyceae, Chlamydomonadales, Chlamydomonadaceae. The record is from RefSeq and is a predicted model, not a curated record. The transcript has 12 exons.
CCCUCAGAGCGACCGGGCGAGUCUUGGGCAACAAGGUUUUCUCGCCACACACGCGAAAGUUCGUGAGCCAGGGCUGCUGUGAUUAUAACUUUUUAUCUUAUGCGAGCGGUUUAUUAGAUUAUUGAGUACACAUCACUCAAGGCGGGGGCAAAGGCCAUGCAUCGGCAACAAGGCCGCGCGGGCUCGCGCCACGGCAGCGCCUCCUCUUCACACAGACGUCCACGAGGAUGUUGGUCGGGGUCGUCGGGGUGCGGCCUGUGGCCAGCGCCACAGGCUGCCCACCCGGCCACGUCGUUGUCGCUAAGCGUGGGGGCUCCCACCGGCCUAGCGCCGGGCCCUCGCGAAGCCGGCGCCUUCAGGACUGCCAGCUCCGCGCAGCACGCGCAGCAGCUUGGAGGCAGCAACCCAGAAGAAGGACCCGGCUCGCAGCACCCGCCGCACGCGGCGCUGUCCCAUUCCCACUCCCACGCGCACAUUGACCCGGAGCUGCGGCUGCUGCUGGGGCUGCUGCCGUCGCGGGUGCGCGCUGUGCUGGAGGCGCGGCCGGACAUCGAGCAGCUGGUGGAGGUGGUGAUGGAUCUGGGUCGGCCGCCCUCGGCCCGCUUCCCGCACGGCGACGUGGACCUGUGCCCGGAGCCCAUGACCGCACAGGACCUGGACACAGCCGUGCGCCAGGUGGGCCACUUUGACGGCGACAACCGCGCCGGCAUCGACUCCACGCUGCACCGCAUCAGCGCCAUCCGCAACCGCGGCGGCCGUGUGGUGGGCCUGACCUGCCGCGUGGGGCGCGCGGUGCCGGGCGCGGCGGCGCUGGUGCGCGACCUGGUGCUGGCGGGGCGCAGCGUGCUGCUGCUGGGCAGGCCGGGUGUGGGCAAGACCACGGCGCUGCGGGAGGUGUGCCGUAUCGCCGCGGACGAGGCUGCCCGGCGGGUGGUGGUGGUGGACACCAGCAAUGAGAUCGGAGGCGACGGCGACGUGCCGCACCCCAGCAUCGGCGGCGCCCGCCGCAUGCAGGUGUCGCGGCCUGAGGCCCAGCACGCGGUGAUGGUGGAGGCGGUGGAGAACCACAUGCCGCAGGUGGUGGUGAUUGACGAGAUCUCCACGCUGGCCGAGUGCGGCGCGGCGCGCACCAUCGCGCAGCGGGGCGUUCAGCUGGUGGCCACGGCGCACGGGCGUCAGCUGGACAACGUGAUCAAGAACCCCACCCUGGCCGACCUGGUGGGCGGCAUCCAGAGUGUGACGCUGGGCGACGAGGAGGCCAAGCGGCGCGGCGUGCAGAAGUCCAUCCUGGAGCGCGCGGCGCCGCCCACCUUUGACGUGGCGGUGGAGAUGGAGGAGCGCGGCCGGUGGCGUGUGCACCUGGAUGUGGCGGCGGCCGUGGACUCGCUGCUGGCGGGCGGCGAGGCGGCGGGCCAGGUGCGGCUGCUGGACGACAGCGGUGAAGUCACCCACGCCACAUACAUGGGGACAGUGCGGCGCAUGGACGCCAGCGGCGCCACCACCACCAAUGAGUGGUGGUCGGACGAGUCCGGCCGCACCAUGGAGCCGCUGCUGUGGCCAGCGCAGCAGCAGGACGCCGCAGCCGCCGCGGCCGGCCCCCGCCCCGCCGCGCUCGGCGGCGCCAGCGGCGCCGGCACCAGCACCGGCACAAGCAGCUUUGCCACGCCCUCAGCCGCGGCGGCGCUUGGGGCGGCGUUGAGAGGGGCGGCCGGCACGGAGCGCGGCAGCGGUGGCAGCGGCUUCGCGCCGGCGCCGGUGGCUGUAGCGAACGCCCGUGCGGCAGCAGGGGGUCCCGGCAGUGCUGGCGCCUCCUCAUCUUCCUCUGCCUCCUUGUCCUCGUCCUCCCAAUCCGCGCCAUCCUCAUCCGCCUCGCCGUCGCCCUUCCCCUGGCGGCUGCGGGCGUUGCUGGUGAUGGAUGACGAGGCGGCGUCGCGUGUGCGGGCCGUGCUGGGGCUACUGCGGAGGGAGGCCUACGAGGCAGCGCUUGCGGCGGGCUCGGCUGCUACUGCCACUACCGCUACUGCUGCUGGUGGCGCUAUGGCCGCGCCGGCGGCGGGCUCCUCUGCGGUAGCAGCAGGAGCAGGUGGCGGCGGUGCGAUGAUGAUUGAGGUGGUGUCGGAUCUGGAUCAGGCGGAUGUGGUGAUUGGCACCAAGGGCAAACUGCGCAACACGCCCAAGAUCAAGAAUGCCGCCAAGAAGCGCGACGUGCCCAUCUACGCCCUCACCGCCACCUCCACCUCGGCCCUUCUGCGCAACCUCUGCCCCCUGCUCGGCCUGGACCCGCUGGCUGUAGCAGAGGUGGUGCGCAGCAGCGGCGCCGGCAGUAGCAGCAGCGGCGGCGGAGCCGCCGCCGACGGCGGCCUGAGCGACGGCGAGGGCUGGGGCGGCCUGGGCGGCUCGGAGGGCGAGGAGGAGGAGGGGGAGCUGCUGGUGUCUGGGAUGUCUGUGGCGCCGGGCGGCGGGCAGCGGCGCACCCUGGACCUUAGCGCGGCAGAUGACUACGCGGAACUGCUCGCCACCACCGUCCGCGAGCUGCGCUACGCGCCCCUGGACCGCUCCUACGCCCAACACAUUCUGGGCCGCUUCCUGGAAGAGAUGGGCGCGGCAGUAGCAGGCGCGCCCGGCGGCAGUAGCAGUGGCGGCGGCGGCGCGGUGCGCGCGGGCAGCCUGGCGGCUGUUGCGUGGGCGUGCAGCUUCGCCAAGCACCGCAAGAAGUUCGUGGAGGGCUGCCGGCCGCAGCUGAACGCGUUGGCGGCGGCGUGCGGGCAGCGCUGGUCCGAGAUGACUCCCAGCGAGCUGCUGCGGGCCGCCACUGGCUUUGCCGGCCUGCGCCUGCCGCCGCCCGGCGCCGCCUGGCUGCAGGGCCUGGCCGCGGCGGCGGCACCCGCCCUCGAGGCCGCGGAGCAGCAGCAGCAGGGGCAGGAGGAGGGAGAGAAGGAGAAGGAGGAGAAGCAGGAGUCCGGCCCGGGCUCAGCGGUGGGCUCCAGGAAGGUGGCGGCAGGUGGGCUGAGUGCUGACGAGGCCUCGCGGCUGCGGCUGGCGCUGGCGGAGCUGGAGCUGCUGCUGCCGGGGGGCGGCGGCGGCGACACGCAGCAGCAGCAGCAGCAGCAGGAGGCGGCGGCGGCGCUGGUCCGGGCGACCGCAUGAGCAGCGGCCUGUUCAACAUGUGGGCGUGGGGUAUGCGUGUGUGAGCGGGGAUGAGAAUGCAGGAGAGAAGGGCUGCUUGGUACGAGUGGCGGUGUGAGCGAGUGAGCCUUACACCAGAGGCCGCAGGAGCGCGCAGCAGGGGCGCGCGGCACAGCUGACGGGCGGGGAGCCAGCGCGGCGUGGAGCAGGCCAGGAACGCGGAGGGAAAUAGCCCGUCCAUGCAAGACAGAGCUGUAAAUGAUGGGGCGGGGGUAGCACUGAGCAUGCCUUGGGAGCGCGCGAGCAAUGCAGGUGGUGGGGACCACGUGAGGCGUACAACGCGGAGUGGCUGGGCGGUACUGCUUGUAUUGCUGCUGGCGAUCUGCUGGUAAACAGGGUGGCGGCCAGUGUGUGUGCGUGUGUGUGUGUAGGCUCGCACGGUGCCGCAAUGCUUCCACGCUGCCCCGCUGUAGCCAUGGUAUGCACCACAAUGCGGCAGUGUGUGUGCGCCGGCAGGACCAGCCGUUGCUGUCAUUUGUUGUGCGUGUUUGUUGCACAUGCACACGCACGCCCUCUCAUGGGAGCUGCUUGCGGUGUGGUGCUGGGUGCAGUCCAGGACGAGAGGCGGCUGUCGGCUGUGUGUAGGCAACCUAACAACACACAAACGUCGCUACACGGCCUACACCCAAAGUAUGCGGCUGGCGGAAUGGAAGUGGCAGUGUAACUUGCUUAUACUGCCAUGUACUCAUGUGUGGCUCAGCAAAAGGUGUGGGCGAGCGAGUCACGGUCGAGUGAUUACCGGUCGUUUCUGUCUUGUAACAUGCCCGGCCU